Molecule: messenger RNA, 2138 nt
Organism: Gossypium raimondii (Peruvian cotton)
Lineage: Eukaryota; Viridiplantae; Streptophyta; Magnoliopsida; Malvales; Malvaceae
Exons: 1
Coding region: 124-1971 (615 amino acids)
Molecular function (GO): protein binding
Source: RefSeq, a predicted model, not a curated record
UUCCCCACAUCAAAUUUAACAAUAAAAUUAUCAUUAUAUCCAAAAACACACACACUUAAGAUCUGGGUUUAUCUAGAAUCAUUGAAUCAACACUACCUUCAAUCAAUAUUUUGUUCCUUUCCAAUGGCAAAUCCCCACAAAUCCAGGUUCUUUCUUUUCUUCUUCCUCAUUUGUCAUUUCAUUUUCAUUUCUACACCUUUUCCCACUGUUUUAGCAAACUCUAAGCACGAAUUUAAUGAUCCCCAUGAAGUUUUAUUGCACAAACUUGAAGAAUUGGUGAAGAAUCUUAGUGAAGUAGUUUCUAGAUUAGAAACGAAGGUUUUAAAGGAAUCUUCAAAAAUUGAUGAUGGGGUUGGAAUUAAAGAUGAAAUUAGUUUAAUAAAAUAUGAUGGUAGGAUGAAAAAUCAAGGAGAUGAGGAAAAAAAGAAGGGUGUUUCGGUUACGAAAUACAGUCCGUUUUGGUCUGAGAGGUUUCGGUUUAUGUCGGCUUUGAAAUUAGGGUCCGCCGUGACGUGUAUUAACAUCUUGCCGUUUCGUGAUUAUGAGGGAUUUAGUAAGUAUGUUGGUGUUGGAGAUGAAAGAGGAAGGGUUUAUGUGUUUUUAAGGAAUGGGGAUGUUGUUGUCGAGUUUUAUACCGAAUGUGAAUCGCCGGUUGUAGCGAUGGUUUCAUAUAUGUCUGUUUAUAAGAAUGAGAGUUUUGUUGUUACGGGGCAUCGAAAUGGUGCGAUUUUGAUGCAUAAGGUUUAUGAGAGAUUGAAUGGAGAAGAGUUGAGUUCACUUGUAAUGGAAACGGUUGGUAAAUUUGUGGAAGGAAACCGGUUACCGAUAACUACAUUGGAAGUUCAUCAUGUUGGGAGAAUGAGGUAUAUUUUGUGUACCGAUCUUAGUGGGAAAAUCCAAGUUUUUAGAGAAGAAGGAACGCUUUAUGGUUCCGCCAUGCCAAGAAGUAGGCCACUUGUGUUCUUAAAGCAAAGGCUUUUGUUUUUAACAGAGACAGGUGCUGGGUCAUUGGAUUUACGGAAUAUGAGAAUUAAGGAAUCAGAAUGUGAAGGGUUGAAUCAUUCUCUUGCUCGGAAUUAUGUUUUUGAUGCAACAGAACGGUCUAAAGCUUACGGUUUUACAUCCGAUGGUGAUUUGAUUCAUGUUCUGUUGUUGGGUGAUAUUAUGAACUUUAAGUGCCGGGUUAGGUCCAAGAAAAAAUUGGAAAUAAACGAGCCUCUUGCAUUUCAAGCUAUUAAAGGAUACUUGAUUAUUGUCAAUACUGAAAAGGUUUUUGUGUUUAACGUUUCUACCCCGCAUUACGUUCGAGCCGGUGUGCCACGGCUUCUUUUUUCUGCCUCUUUGGAUGAGAUCAAGUCAUCGUUUUUAACUUACCAAGUGAUGGAUACAAAUAAAGAGAGAGUACAAGUGAUGCCCGUAAUAGCCAGUGAUCGUGAAUCACUAAUUGUUCUUGGACUUGGAGGCGAGUAUGUGGGGAUGUAUCGGUCUAACCUUCCGGUUCUUAAAGGGGAAUCUAAUACAAUGCUAUGGACCAGCCCGGUGUUGUUUUUCAUACUUUUCUUAUUCGGGGCAUGGCAAUUCUUUGCAAAGAAGAAAGAGGCAUUCACUUCAUGGGGAACCGAUGAUCCUUUUAGCUCCUCAUCAGCUACAAAUAGUGCCCCAUUAGGAUCUAACACUGGUGAGAGGCCAUUUAUAGAUUCUUCUUCACGAAGUUCCGAUAUGGUUGACUUAAGAAGCAGCGGUCUUCGAGGUCGACGCUAUGCAUCUCCUUCUCGGUAUCCAAGUGGAGCUACUACCACUUCUUUCAGGCCGAAUUCUGCUGAUCCAAUCUCUAGACCUGCUCCCGUUGAUCCAAAUUAUCGAGCUGCUCCGGAACUAAAUUAUAGGGGUUCAACCCUUGAACCAACCGGCUUUUCUAAACGAAGAGAGAGUUUAUUCGUGAACCCCCAAGCCACGGAUGACAAAAGUUAAAACUCUUACAAAAGGAAGGGUUCUUUUAGAUUCUUUUGGCUGUUCAUAAAGAUAUUAUGAAGCCAUUUGAACCUGCCAUGUUGUAAUUUUAGUUUUUUUUAUAACUUAAAACAAUAAUAAAUGAAAGAAUUUUAAGCUCGAUCCUUUUUGAAGGAGACUUUUGAAAA